Ziziphus jujuba (common jujube) is the source of this 1981-nucleotide messenger RNA. RefSeq names its product protein NUCLEAR FUSION DEFECTIVE 4. Bases 76 to 1728 code for a protein of 550 amino acids. The transcript has 3 exons. Lineage: Eukaryota; Viridiplantae; Streptophyta; Magnoliopsida; Rosales; Rhamnaceae. The record is from RefSeq and is a predicted model, not a curated record. Gene Ontology annotation, cellular component: membrane.
UUCCACACAUUCAAACCCAAAAAAAAACCAAAACGAAAACCCCCCUACCUUCCAUUCUUCUUCUUCUUCAUUUCGAUGGGUUUGGGUUCCAAACAAUCCCCUGUUUCAACCGCCGUCAAAUGGCUGGGUUUCGUAACGGCCGUCUGGGUCCAAUCCAUUUCUGGCAACAAUUACACGUUCUCUAACUACUCCGAUGCUCUCAAAACUCUUAUGAACCUCACGCAGCUCGAGCUUAACAACCUCUCCGUCGUUAAAGAUGUUGGCAAAGCUUUUGGUCUUCUCGCUGGCCUUGCCUCUGACCGCUUACCUACUUGGCUUAUUCUUCUCAUUGGCUCGCUUGAAGGACUUGUUGGUUAUGGCGCUCAAUGGCUCGUCGUUAGUCAGAAAAUCAAACCUCUUUCUUAUUGGCAGAUGUGCAUAUUCCUAUGCAUGGGAGGCAAUAGCACUACCUGGAUGAACACGGCGAUACUGGUGACCUGCAUAAGGAACUUCCGCAAGAACAGAGGACCCGUCUCGGGAAUUCUUAAAGGCUAUGUGGGACUAAGCACGGCCAUUUUCACCGACCUCUGCUCCGCGCUCUUCAACGACAACCCUUCCAGCUUCCUCCUCAUGCUCUCCUUGACGCCCCUCGCCGUCUGCUUCACCGCCAUGCUCUUCCUCCGCGAAAUCCCUCCCUCCGACUCCGCCGCUGAAGUCGGCGAGGAGUCCCGCUUCUUCUGGCUCUUCAACACCGUCGCCGUCGCCGUCGCCCUUUUCCUCCUCGCUUACGAUUUCGUAUCCAUCCGCAGCGUUCUCUUCUCCAGGAUCUUCGCGGCCGUUCUGCUCGUCCUCUUGGCCUCGCCGCUGGUGAUUCCGGCCUACGCCUUCGUCAGAGCCUGGUCGUCUAAUCGGGUCGGGUCGGGUCAUAGUUCGGACAUGGAGGGUCGGGCAGACGAGCCGCUGCUGAAGCAGGAAGUAGUGCCGGACACUCAGCACAAGCCGGAGAUUCCGGAGGAGGAGAACGUGGAGGAGGAGAGGCGGAAGCCGCCGGUGAUCGGAGAGGAGCACACGAUCGUGGAGGCGAUGAAGAGCAUGGAUUUUUGGAUAUUGUUCGUAUCGUUCCUGUGUGGGGUGGGGACAGGUUUGGCGGUGAUGAACAACAUGGGUCAGAUUGGACUGGCUCUGGGAUACGCCGACGUUUCGAUGUUUGUUUCUCUCACUAGCAUUUGGGGCUUUUUUGGCCGCAUCGGUUCGGGGAUGGUUUCCGAGUAUUUCAUCAGGAAAGCUGGAACACCUAGGCCACUCUGGAAUGCUGCUUCACAGAUUCUGAUGGCUGUUGGGUAUAUACUCAUGGCCAUUGCCAUGCCUGGUUCACUCUACAUCGGUUCGGUGGUGGUUGGUAUUUGCUAUGGAAUCCGUCUUGCUAUCACAGUCCCAACUGCAUCUGAACUAUUUGGUCUAAAAUAUUAUGGACUUAUAUACAACAUCCUAAUUCUCAAUCUUCCUCUUGGAUCUUUCCUCUUUUCUGGCCUGCUUGCCGGACUAUUGUAUGAUAUGGAAGCUACAGCCACAGCUGGAGGAGGCAACACUUGCAUUGGUGCCCAUUGUUACAGGCUUGUGUUUGUGGUAAUGGCUGCUGCUUGCAUUAUCGGGUUCGGCUUAGACAUUUUGUUAUCUGUUAGAACCAGAAAUCUUUACAGCAAGAUUCAAGGCAGCAAGAAAUCUUCUAAAAAAGAGGAACUUAAAUGAGGUCAUAAAGAGGCCUGGAGUCAGGGGAUCUGAGGGCUCAUUGCCCAGUGAUAUCCCAUAUAUUAAGCCUUGAGUAGCUGCAGGUUCUCUUAUUUUCCACAUGAACCAUGCCGACCCAAAGAGUGAAAAAUUAUGUACUUUUUUUGUAUGCAUCCUAAUUCCUUAUCGUCGCCUGUUUGUUUUUGAUUGGUUCUUUGCUGUAACAAAUGUGUGUAAUUUUUUCACGAUGCCCAAAGUGCAUAUUAUUCUUCCA